UGUCUAAUAGCUAGGUGUCUGUAGCACACAAUGCGCAUGCGCAUAGUUUCCACGUUGCGAGUCAUACAUAUAGAUCCUAUUCACGUAUCGGUACUUACCGGCUGCUCAGCAUCGUACUAGUGUUACAGUCAUGUGGGAGCAACGGUCAGCGAGGGGCGCAUUUCUCUGGGUGCUGAGUGGUGUAUACCUGUGUGGCUUCCUGUCUGUAUAUGUGCAGAUACCGGGACUAUAUGGACGGGAGGGGAUCCUGCCUGCCCGCAAGAUGCUGCGUUUCUCUGAUAAGACUUUCUGGGAGCAGCUGAAGGACAGCCCAACACUACUUUGGCUUGGUCCCCAGCUAGGGCUGGACACAGAACAAGGACUGGAGCUGAUCUGCCUGCUGGGGGCACUUCUCUCUCUGGGGGCCCUGCUUUUCAGACGUUUCCGGGACAGUUUGGUCUUCCUACUUCUCUGGGUGCUGUACCUCUCAGUGUAUCAGGUUGGACAAGUCUUCCUCUAUUUCCAGUGGGACAGCCUUCUCUUGGAGACCGGGUUUCUUGCGGUGCUAGUGGCUCCUCUGCAUGCUCUGCGGUGGAAGACGUCUAUGUGGAACACUCACGAUGGCAUCACGUUCUGGCUAGUUCGCUGGCUACUCUUCAGACUUAUGUUUGCAUCUGGAGUUGUGAAACUGACCAGUCGCUGUCCCACCUGGUGGGGACUUACAGCUCUCACAUAUCACUAUGAGACUCAGUGCAUUCCUACGCCAGUGGCAUGGUAUGCCCAUCAGCUUCCCGUAUGGUUCCAGAAGCUCUCUAUAGUCGCUACUUAUGUGAUUGAAAUUGGCAUCCCGUGGCUCUUUUUCCUGCCAUCUCGUAGGCUCCGCAUUUUCUCUUUUUAUGCACAGGUCCUUCUGCAGAUCCUAAUUAUUCUCACUGGGAAUUACAACUUCUUCAACGUGUUGACUAUUGCUCUCUGCUUCUCGCUGCUAGAUGAUCAGCACAUGAGCUGUCAACCGGUCAAGAAGGCACAACAUAGAGGCCGCUUGUUCUCUUUGCGAUCUCUUGGUACUCUGAUGGAGCUCUCUAUUUUUGGUGUCCUUGUCUUCUGGUCAGUCAAGUACUUUGAUCUUCAAAUAAACUGGGACAAAGGUCUUGUAGAGUCAAGAACGGCAUUCACAUAUCAUGAAUUCAUGCAGUGGCUACGAAGUCUGAUAUUUCCCUCUAUUUGGAUAGCUGCAGCUUCGCUGGGAUGGGAGAUUCUUAAGGGAAUGUACAGGAGUGCAAUCGUGCGAGGGUUUCUCUGGAAGCUCUGGGCUACUGUGCAGUGGGCGAUCUUCUCCUGUGCUGCGGCCGCUAUGUUCACGAUCAGCCUGGUCCCUUACACGUAUGUGGAGUAUGAAUCAAAUGGACAGUUAUGGCCGCCUGUGCACCAAAUGUUCAGUGCUGUUGAUAGAUACCAGUUGGCAAACUCCUAUGGUCUGUUCCGCAGGAUGACAGGAGUAGGAGGGCGCCCAGAGGUUGUGGUGGAAGGAAGUUAUGACAGACAGACAUGGAUGGAAAUUGAAUUUAUGUACAAGCCUGGGAAUAUGAGCACAAUGCCCCCUGUAGUCGCCCCUCAUCAGCCUCGCCUUGACUGGCAGAUGUGGUUUGCAGCACUCGGCCCUCACUCCCAGAGCCCUUGGUUUGCCAGCUUUGUAUAUAAACUCCUGCAGGGCAACAAGGAUGUGAUCCGGCUGGUGCAGAACGAUGAAUCGUUAUAUCCCUUCCGCUCAGUCUCUCCAACCUACAUCAAAGCUCAGCUUUACAAAUAUUGGUUCACAGAGUUUGAUCCAUCAGGGCACACAUCGCACAGCUGGUGGCGCCGGCGGCAUGUAGAAGAAUUCUUCCCUGUGGUUUUUCUGGGAGACCCUGUUCUGGACUCCAUCUUAAUACAGCAUGGACUGAAGGACAACCCUCCUCCCCGCCGAUCCCAGGAUGCUCCUCUCCCGUCUGGGCUGCUGUAUAUUCGUAACUUCCUUAAACAGUUCCCGGAUUCGUUGCUCCUGCACUCCCUGCUCAUCACAGUCGUCGUUCUCCGCCUCUUGCAAGCACUGUUUGGGGACAGUCCUAGGCCAGGGGCCCCUAAACGAGGACGUGAAAAACCCCCAGCGGAGAGGAAAAAGCAAAAGGCAAACAGCAGUCAGGGGGAGACUAAGGCACCGGGGGGUGACACCGGCCGUAAGAACAAGAGUAGUUAACAUGCGUUUCAGUGAUGCCAUCUGAUUAGGUCACUUGUGGGGUUAUGUUGUCUGAUGACACAACAUCCGGACUCCUGGCUUAUUGCAAAUUUACAGAGCAUCUGUGGCCACUCUGACUAGUCCUUGCGUGUUGCAAUCAGUGAUUUUGUGCUUUUUUCUAAUGUGCGACUCACUGUGGCGCAUCUCUCUCUAACACCACUGAUAUCAUGAAGCUGAUUAGGAAUUCUGCUAAAAUGAUUACAAGAAUCAGACUAGUGAGUCUAAACUAUGCUCUGUAAGUCCUGCGCUGGCAGCUGCUCUUGUGUGUGCAGAGCAGUAAAUGGAACCAGUUGUUGUUUAUACUGUGCAUUAACAGGCGUUUGUACUAAAGCGUCAGGCAAUGCCACCAUUAACCCCUGAACUAGCACAGAGUCUGAUGGUGUGACUGUGUAUGUGUGAUUUUUAUAUAUAUAUAUAUAUAUAUAUAUAUAUAUAUAUAUAUGUGUGUCUGUGUACACAUUUAUGCAAUUGUGUGUCUUAUGUACUUGUGUACGUAUAUCUAUACGUAUAUCUGCCUAUGCGUAUGUGUCAGUCAUAUGUAUGAGCGUGCGUGUCUGUCUAUACAUGUAUGUAUGGGUCUAUACGUACGUGUGUGUGUGUGUAUAUAUAUAUAUAUAUAUAUAUAUAUAUAUAUAUAUAUAUAUGUGUGUAUAUGUAUGUCAGUCUGUAUGUUUAUACAUAUGUGUGCGAGUCUUUCUCUAUAUUUGUAUGUCAAUCUAUAGAUCUGUAUGUAUGCAUGUUCGCACAUAGGUAUGUGGGUACGUGUCCACCUGUUCAUGUGUGCGCAUGUCUGCAAGUGCGUACAUGUGUCCGUCUGCAUAUGUGUGCGGGUGUGGCUGUCUGUACGUACGUAUGUGAGAGUGUACUUGUGUGUCUUUAUGCAUGUACAAGUAUUUUAAUGAUAACCAUCUUUUACCAUGUGCUUAUCUCAACGUCACCGCCGUCCUCCCCACACGCACAGGUCUAGAGCAGCUCCUCUUAAGUGCCUUGCUGCUAGGAUGAAGUGAAGCCCCCAGUGCCUUUUUGUUAGUUUUUACCUGGUCACAAAUGCCUGCACCACAGGUCUUGUCAUACUGUGUACCGUACAACCUUCAGUCUCGCCUGAUUUUAUUCACAAUGGUUUGUGGGGGGGGGGGGAGAAUGUUUUUUUUUGUAAUAAAUUUGUGAUUGUGCUUUUGUUA
Molecule: messenger RNA, 3435 nt
Organism: Bombina bombina (fire-bellied toad)
Lineage: Eukaryota; Metazoa; Chordata; Amphibia; Anura; Bombinatoridae
Gene: LMF2
Product: lipase maturation factor 2
Exons: 14
Coding region: 131-2215 (694 amino acids)
Biological process (GO): protein maturation
Cellular component (GO): endoplasmic reticulum membrane
Source: RefSeq, a predicted model, not a curated record